Messenger RNA from Zophobas morio, 711 nucleotides. RefSeq names its product protein YIPF5-like. Gene Ontology annotation, cellular component: trans-Golgi network. The coding region runs from base 46 to 711 and encodes 221 amino acids. NCBI's taxonomy places the organism in Eukaryota, Metazoa, Arthropoda, Insecta, Coleoptera, Tenebrionidae. The transcript has 9 exons. Gene Ontology annotation, biological process: vesicle fusion with Golgi apparatus; endoplasmic reticulum to Golgi vesicle-mediated transport. The record is from RefSeq and is a predicted model, not a curated record.
UUGUACAAAAGUGGGAAUUUUCAAGAAACUUGCAGUAAGGAAGCAAUGCUUCAGGAGGAGGGCUAUUCUUAUGAUCUGACAUUCCAGGAUUUCACCGGAACAUAUGAAGAGGUAUUUCCCAGCUUAAACCAAUCUUCAGACUUUAAAGGGAACUUAACACCAGGUCCCACUAGGAAUGCUAUAAAUUACUCUGAGACUUAUGAACCUCCACUUCUUGAAGAGCUGGAAAUAUAUCCUGAUCAAAUAAAACGAAAAGCUUUAGUAGUAAUUAAUCCUUUUGUGACGGUGGACGCUCACCUGAUGGACACCGCCGAUGUCGCUGGACCUUUGUUCUUUAUUUUGGCUUACGGAGCCUUCCUGCUCCUCAGCGGGAAGUUGCACUUUGGUUAUAUCUACGGCGUUGGCGUGAUCGGUUCAUUUUGCACGUGGGCACUUCUAAACUUAAUGAGCCUUAACGGAAUCUCAAUUUGGUGUACCUGUAGCGUGCUGGGCUACUCCCUACUGCCAAUGGUCCUCUUAUCAUCUUUUUCAAUCUUCUGGAGUUUAAAGGGCGUGUUUGGACUAACUUUAGCGGGACUCUCGAUUCUUUGGUGCGCCAUUUCUGCGUCGAGAAUAUUCGUUCAGAUUCUUUCCCUACAAGAACAGAGAUUGCUGAUCGCUUAUCCGUGCGUUUUGGUGUAUGCCGUGUUCGCCUUGAUGACUAUUUAUUAA